CCCUCGUCACCGCUCAUUACUCGAAUCAUCAGUUUCCUCAACUUUCUCGGUAGACAAACACAGUUUCGAUCAUCUUCUUCAUCUUUGCAGCCAGAUAACGAUGGCACGUACAAAGCAGACAGCGAGGAAAUCAACGGGAGGCAAGGCGCCACGUAAGCAGCUGGCAACCAAAGCCGCCAGGAAAUCAGCUCCGGCUACCGGAGGAGUGAAGAAGCCUCACCGUUUCAGGCCUGGAACAGUGGCGUUGAGAGAGAUCAGGAAGUACCAGAAGAGCACGGAGCUGUUGAUUCGGAAGCUUCCAUUCCAAAGGCUGGUGAGGGAAAUCGCUCAAGAUUUCAAGACGGAUUUAAGGUUCCAAAGCAGCGCCGUUGCCGCUCUCCAGGAAGCAGCUGAAGCCUAUCUGGUGGGGCUCUUUGAGGACACCAAUCUCUGCGCUAUUCAUGCUAAGAGGGUCACAAUCAUGCCAAAGGAUAUCCAGCUGGCUAGGAGGAUCAGGGGAGAGAGAGCCUAAUAAUGUAGUAGUAAAAAGAUGUUUCUCUUCUUUCCGGUCUCGUUGAAAGAUCUGUUUCUAGAACAUCUUUGUUUAGGUUUCUUUACGUAUAGAUCUCUUGUUUUAGGAUUUUCGUUCUUGAAUUGUUGAAAUGUAAGUUUGAGAAAUCUAAUCAGAGUACUUGGAUUAGUUUAAA
This is a messenger RNA of Theobroma umbraticum, 686 nucleotides long. RefSeq names its product histone H3.2. NCBI's taxonomy places the organism in Eukaryota, Viridiplantae, Streptophyta, Magnoliopsida, Malvales, Malvaceae. The record is from RefSeq and is a predicted model, not a curated record. Gene Ontology annotation, molecular function: protein heterodimerization activity; structural constituent of chromatin; DNA binding. Gene Ontology annotation, cellular component: nucleosome.